UACGUAGUGACUCACGUGAGCUGCGCGGCCGUGGAGGCGCGAAUUCGUGAGUUUGCGGGGUCGUGGCGCUCCGUGUGCAGCCCUGGGCCGGCCCCCGCCCCCGCGCUCUCCCCGCAGCCUGGAAGGAAGCGGGUUGUGGGAGUUAGGGUCCCAGCCCGACCUCUGGCUCCCACUUAGAUCGGCCCCCGACCCCGAGACUCGCUGCUCCUCGCGGCCCGGGCUUGCCCUGCGCGGCUUCAUCCCCCAGCUCUGGUGGGUCCCGCGGGCUCCAGUGUCAGAUAAGACAUAUUUGCAAACAUGUCCCGGAUUGAAAAGAUGAGCAUCCUGGGCGUGCGGAGUUUUGGAAUAGAGGACAAAGAUAAGCAAAUUAUUUCUUUCUUCAGCCCCCUCACAAUUUUGGUUGGACCCAAUGGGGCGGGGAAGACGACCAUCAUUGAAUGUCUAAAAUAUAUUUGUACUGGAGAUUUCCCUCCUGGAACCAAAGGAAACACAUUUGUUCAUGAUCCCAAGGUUGCUCAAGAAACAGAUGUUAGAGCCCAAAUUCGUCUGCAAUUUCGUGAUGUUAAUGGAGAACUUGUGGCUGUGCAGAGAUCUAUGGUGUGUACUCAGAAAAGCAAAAAGACAGAAUUUAAAACCCUGGAAGGAGUCAUUACUAGAACAAAGCAUGGUGAAAGGGUCAGUCUCAGCUCCAAGUGUGCAGAAAUUGACCGAGAAAUGAUAAGUUCUCUUGGGGUUUCCAAGUCUGUGUUAAAUAAUGUCAUUUUCUGUCACCAAGAAGAGUCUAACUGGCCUUUAAGUGAAGGAAAGGCUUUGAAGCAAAAAUUUGAUGAAAUUUUUUCAGCAACAAGGUACAUUAAAGCCUUGGAAACACUUCGGCAGGUACGUCAGACACAAGGUCAGAAAGUAAAAGAAUGUCAAACAGAACUGAAAUAUCUAAAGCAAAACAAGGAGAAAGCUUGUGAGAUUCGUGAUCAGAUUACUAGUAAGGAAGCUCAGUUAACAUCUUCAAAGGAAAUUGUCAAGUCCUAUGAGAAUGAACUUGAUCCAUUGAAGAACCGUCUAAAAGAAAUAGAGCAAAAUCUCACUAAAAUAAUGAGACUAGACAAUGAAAUUAAAGCUUUGGAUAGCCGAAAGAAGCAAAUGGAGAAAGAUAAUAGUGAAUUGGAACAGAAAAUGGAAAAGGUCUUUCAAGGGACUGACGAGCAACUAAAUGAUUUAUAUCACAAUCAUCAAAGAACAGUAAGGGAAAAAGAAAGAAAACUGGUAGACUGUCAACGAGAGCUAGAAAAGUUAAGUAAAGAAUCUAGACUUCUCAAUCAAGAAAAAUCAGAAUUACUUGUUGAGCAAGGUCGUCUACAGCUGCAAGCAGAUCGCCACCUAGAACAUAUUCGAGCUAGAGACUCAUUGAUUCAGUCUUUAGCAACACAGCUAGAGUUGGACGGCUUUGAACGUGGACCAUUCAAUGAAAGGCAGAUUAAAAAUUUUCAUAAACUUGUAAGAGAGAGGCAAGAAAAGGAAGCAGAAACUGCCAGCCAUAUGUUGAGUGAUUUUACAGAAAAAGAAACUCUGAAGCAAAAACAGAUAGAUGAAAUAAGAGAUAAGAAAAUCGGACUGGGAAGAAUAAUUGAGCUAAAAUCAGAAAUCUUAAGUAAGAAGCAGAAUGAGCUGAAAAAUGUGAAGUAUGAAUUACAGCAAUUGGAAGGAUCUUCAGACAGGAUUCAUGAACUGGACCAGGAACUCACAAAAGCUGAGCGUGAGCUAAGCAAGGCUGAGAAAAACAGCAAUGUAGAAACACUAAGAACAGAAGUUAUGAGCCUUCAGAAUGAAAAAGCAGACCUUGACAGGACCCUGCGUAAACUGGACCAGGAGAUGGAGCAGCUCAACCAUCAUACAACAACUCGUACCCAGAUGGAGAUGCUGACCAAAGACAAAACUGACAAAGAUGAACAAAUCAGAAAAAUAAAGUCUAGACACACUGAUGAGUUGACAUCAUUGUUAGGGUAUUUUCCUAACAAAAGACAGCUCGAAGAUUGGCUUCAUAGUAAAGCAAAAGAAAUUAAUCAAACCAGAGAUAGACUUACCAAAUUAAACAAGGAACUAGCUUCAGCUGAGCAAAAUAAAAAUCAUACAAAUAAUGAACUAAAAAGAAAAGAAGAACAAUUGUCAAGUUAUGAAGACAAGUUGUUUGAUAUUUGUGGUAGCCAGGAUUUUGAAAGUGAUUUGGACAGGCUUAAAGAUGAGAUUGAAAAAUCGUCAAAACAACGAGCCAUGCUGGCUGGAGCCACAGCAGUUUACUCCCAGUUCAUCACUCAGCUCACAGAUGAAAACCAGUCAUGUUGUCCUGUCUGUCAGAGAGUUUUUCAGACAGAAACUGAAUUACAAGAAGUCAUCAGUGAUUUACAGUCCAAAUUGCGGCUUGCUCCAGAUAAACUCAAAUCAACAGAAUCAGAGCUAAAGAAAAAAGAAAAGCGGCGUGAUGAAAUGCUGGGACUUGUACCAAUGAGGCAAAGCAUAAUUGAUCUGAAGGAGAAAGAAAUUCCAGAAUUAAGAAAUAAACUGCAGAAUGUCAACAGAGACAUACAGCGCCUAAAGAAUGAUAUAGAAGAGCAGGAAACACUGUUAGGUACUAUAAUGCCUGAGGAAGAAAGUGCUAAAACGUGUCUGACAGACAUAACAAUUAUGGAGAGAUUUCAGAUGGAACUUAAAGAUAUUGAAAGAAAAAUUGCACAACAAGCAGCUAAACUACAAGGAAUUGAUUUGGAUAGAACUGUUCAACAAGUCAACCAGGAAAAACAAGAAAAACAACACAAAUUAGAUACAGUUUCCAGUAAGAUUGAAUUGAAUCGUAAGCUAAUACAGGACCAGCAGGAACAGAUUCAACACUUUAAAAGUACAGUAAAUGAACUUAAAUCAGAGAAACUUCAAAUAUCUACUAACUUACAGCGACGUCAGCAACUAGAGGAGCAAACUGUAGAAUUAUCCACUGAAGUUCAGUCCUUACACAGAGAGAUAAAGGAUGCAAAAGAGCAAGUAAACCCUUUGGAAAUGACAUUGGAAAAGCUCCAGCAGGAAAAAGAGGAAUUAAUCAACAGGAAAAAUACAAGCAACAAAACAGCACAGGAUAAAAUGAAUGAUGUCAAAGAGAAGAUUAAAAAUAUCCAUGGCUAUGUAAAAGACAUUGAGAAUUACAUUCAAGAGGGGAAAGAUGACUAUAAGAAGCAAAAGGAAACUGAACUUAAUAAAGUAAUAGCUCAACUAAGUGAAUGUGAGAAACAUAAAGAAAUGAUAAAUAAAGACAUGGGAACUAUGAGACAAGAUAUUGAUACACAGAAGAUACAAGAAAGAUGGCUACAGGAUAAUCUUACUUUAAGAAAAAGGAAUGAGGAACUAAAGGAAGUCGAAGAAGAAAGAAAGCAGCAUUUGAAGGAAAUGGGUCAAAUGCAGGUUUUGCAAAUGAAAAAUGAGCAUCAGAAAUUGGAAGACAAAAUAGAUAACAUAAAAAGAAAUCACAGUUUGGCAAUAGGGCGGCAAAAAGGAUAUGAGGAAGAGAUCAUUCAUUUUAAGAAGGAGCUUCGUGAGCCUCAAUUUCGGGAUGCUGAGGAGAAGUACAGAGAAAUGAUGAUUGUUAUGAGAACAACAGAGCUUGUGAACAAAGAUCUGGACAUUUAUUAUAAGACCCUCGACCAAGCAAUAAUGAAAUUUCACAGUAUGAAAAUGGAAGAAAUCAAUAAAAUUAUCCGUGAUCUUUGGAGAAGUACCUAUCGUGGACAAGAUAUUGAAUACAUAGAAAUUCGAUCUGAUGCCGAUGAAAAUGUAUCAGCUUCUGAUAAAAGGCGGAAUUACAACUACCGAGUGGUGAUGCUAAAAGGCGAUACGGCCUUGGAUAUGCGAGGACGAUGCAGUGCUGGGCAAAAGGUGUUGGCCUCACUCAUCAUUCGCCUGGCCCUGGCCGAAACAUUCUGCUUAAACUGUGGCAUCCUUGCCUUAGAUGAGCCAACAACAAAUCUUGACCGAGAGAACAUUGAAUCUCUUGCACAUGCUUUGGUUGAGAUAAUAAAAAGCCGCUCACAACAACGUAACUUCCAGCUUCUGAUAAUCACACAUGAUGAAGAUUUUGUGGAACUCUUAGGGCGUUCAGAAUAUGUGGAGAAAUUCUACAGGAUUAAGAAGAACAUUGAUCAGUGCUCAGAGAUUGUGAAAUGCAGUGUCAGCUCCCUGGGGUCUUACGUUCAUUGAAAAUAUUUCUGGUGUCAA
Erinaceus europaeus (western European hedgehog) is the source of this 4254-nucleotide messenger RNA. It is a transcript of the gene RAD50, whose product is annotated as RAD50 double strand break repair protein. Gene Ontology annotation, molecular function: ATP hydrolysis activity; G-quadruplex DNA binding; double-stranded telomeric DNA binding. Gene Ontology annotation, cellular component: nucleus; Mre11 complex; condensed nuclear chromosome. The transcript has 25 exons. The record is from RefSeq and is a predicted model, not a curated record. Gene Ontology annotation, biological process: telomere maintenance via recombination; chromosome organization involved in meiotic cell cycle; double-strand break repair. Lineage: Eukaryota; Metazoa; Chordata; Mammalia; Eulipotyphla; Erinaceidae. The coding region runs from base 298 to 4236 and encodes 1312 amino acids.